AUGGUAACCCGUGGCCGGGAGCCAGCUGCCGAGCCGCGAGCAGCCCCUGAAGGAGGAAUUCCUCGCUUUCCCGCUGCUUUUCGACGACAAGGCCAAAACACAGCACUUCAUCACCGAGGGUCUGCGGCUGUACGCCGAAACGGCCGAGUUUUGCUCGCACGAGCAGUUUCUGGACAUUUACGAGCUCACGCACAACGUCGACCUGUUCCUCGAAACGCUCUCGUUCCCGUGCCGCACACUGUGCCAGCUGCUCGGCGUGCUGCUCGUUGGGGCCCGCUACAACCCACACUGCUCGCCCGAGAUCUACGGCGUGCUCCACCGCGAGUUCUCGCGCGUCGGGCUUUUCACGGAGGACUGCAUGGAGCUGAUCCAGGCGCGCCUGCUGUUGCUCGAGCACUACGUGUACUCGCUCAAGAUGGAGUCCACGUGGUCGCUGCUGUUCAGCAUCGUGUGCGCCGCGUACGCGCUCGGGUAUCACGUGCGCGAGACGGGCAAACACGUGCUCUGGCGCACCAUCGUCUUCUACGACUGCCUGAUCGGGUCCACGAACGGCCGCCCAAACGCCACGUCGUGUCUUCUGGACCCGGCCUCUUCCAUGCUGUGCGACUUGAUCCACCUCUACCGCGACACCAACCGCGCGUUCCAGGCCUACGGAAAAGACCCGGCGCUCUACGAGGCCCAGAUUCUGCCGCUGGACAGCCGCAUGUCCGCCGUGCUCGACCGCAAAACCGACACAGACCCGCUCCUCCUUCGCAGCUACCGCCUCCUGAUCCUCACCAACCAGAUCAAACUCCACUACCCGUUCUUACGUAA
Messenger RNA from Ogataea angusta, 813 nucleotides. RefSeq lists its product as uncharacterized. The transcript has 2 exons. The record is from RefSeq and is a predicted model, not a curated record. Bases 1 to 813 code for a protein of 270 amino acids. NCBI's taxonomy places the organism in Eukaryota, Fungi, Ascomycota, Pichiomycetes, Pichiales, Pichiaceae.